Pelodiscus sinensis (Chinese soft-shelled turtle) is the source of this 939-nucleotide messenger RNA. Its product is annotated as olfactory receptor 5AR1-like. Lineage: Eukaryota; Metazoa; Chordata; Testudines; Trionychidae. Gene Ontology annotation, biological process: G protein-coupled receptor signaling pathway. Gene Ontology annotation, cellular component: membrane. Gene Ontology annotation, molecular function: G protein-coupled receptor activity; olfactory receptor activity. The record is from RefSeq and is a predicted model, not a curated record.
AUGGAAGAGGGAAAUCACUCGGUGUUGACUGAGUUCAUUCUCACAGGUCUGACAGAUCGUCCGGAGUUGCAGCUCCCCCUGUUUGGGGUGUUCCUUCUGAUUUAUGUUAUCACCCUACUAGGAAACGGGGCGAUGAUCUUUUUAAUCAUCACUGAUCCCCGACUCCACACUCCCAUGUACUUUUUCCUUGGCAAUUUGUCUUUCUGGGACCUCUGCUAUUCCUCCAUAAUUUCCCCCAAAAUGCUGCAGAAUUUCAUAGACAAGAAGAACAGCAUUUCUUACACUGCCUGCGCUGUGCAAUUGUAUUUCUUUCUUUAUUGUGUAGAUAUGGAGUGUCUCUUGUUGGCUGUGAUGGCGUACGACCGUUAUGUAGCCAUCUGUUAUCCGCUGCUGUAUACGGUCACCAUGUCCAGACAGCGCUGUAACCUUCUGGUGGCUGGGGUGUGUGCUGUGGGGUUGGUGGAUUCAAUGAUACUCACGUAUUAUACAUUCAGUCUGUCAUUCUGCCGCUCCAAUAUCAUCAACCAUUUCUGCUGUGACACCCCCCCACUGCUGGCACUCUCCUGCUCAGAUACCCGCACCCUUGAGAUUGUGAUGGUUGCCUCUAUGUGCUACAUUGAAGUGACCAGCAUUGUGACUGUCCUCCUCUCUUAUGUCUAUAUCUUUUCCACUAUCUUGAGGAUCCGCUCUGCCAAGGGCUGGCGCAAAGCCCUCUCCACCUGUGCUUCCCACUUGUGCGCGGUGGUCAUAUUUUAUGGCACUGUCCUUUUCAUGUAUUUCCGACCCUCCUCCAGUUAUUCCAUGGACACGGACAAGGUAGCUUCAGUGUUUUACAUGCUGGUGAUCCCCAUGUUGAACCCCCUCAUCUACAGCCUGAGGAAUAAGGAAGUGAAGGACGCCAUAAGAAAAGCCAUGAAUAAACUCCUGACCGAUUCUUAA